GAGCUAAGUUGGGUGCCAAUCUCGAGUGUGGCGAACCUCGUCCCGAUUGGACGAGUUUCAUCACGCGACUCGGUCAACAAACGCGAGUUCGACCAAUCCGGAGGUUCGUCUCUGAUCAAACCGAUCGGCUGAUCACCCGAUUGGAAUUGAUCAAUCGCAUCAGUCGUUCAUCAGUCAACCCGACCAAUCGCGAUUCACGUCUAAUCGGCGAUGGUGAAAGGGUCUCGAGACUUCAAGGCGAUCACUUGUGACAGUUGGUGGAAACUAGUCUUUCGACGUGACACUAGGAGCGGCGAAUUCUCGCGUACCUGUCAUUGGGAGAAGUGGUCUCAGUCAAGUAUCCGGGGUUUCUGUUUUGAGUAUAUUUACAUUAGAUUUAUAUAAGCGUAUGGCUCAUAUGUAGCGCGCGGGACGAUGGGACUUUAGUAAAUAGCACAAACAGAGUGUUUGCAAACAGAAUGCAUUGAUGUCGUCAAAUCAUCAAACACAAGCACUUCCCACUGAAGUAUCAUUCAGAAACGUCGAUGGGGAAUGGCUAACGUUGGAGGAGAAAGCAAGCACUGGCAGUGUCAUAAGCUUUGUGCUGCGUAGGGAACGGCGAUUUAAUAUAAAUCUCUGCCUGAUACUGGUCUGCGCGGUUGUCUUCGUAUGGGUCGUGUCGAAAACUCUGAUUCUGUCUCUACUGUCGGUGUUUGUCCUGAUACUCCUGCGAAACGUGUUCAUAAUUUCCGCAUGCCAUGAUACUUUAUUAGUUGUGGAAUCUGUUGGCGUGCAUAUCGAAUGCAAAAGAGGAUUCGGAAUUUUCUCGUCUACAGAAUUUUUACCAUGGGAUGUGGUGGAGGAUGUGUUCAUUAAUGAAGUCAUAAAAGGACAAAGGGUACUUUAUUAUCUCACAUUUAUUGUAAAAGAGUCAGUUGGUAGACAAGAUUCAACAAGAUUAGUUCCCCUAUUUCAAGAUCUACUGCCUGAGAGAAAAUGCCUGGAAUAUAUGUACGAACAUUUAGCAAAUUUAAUUGGAUCGACUCAAAAAAGGAAUCCUUCCUAACCAUUCCUGGAUCUUAUUGGCUGUGUUGCAAGAAGAAUAUAUACAAAUUUAUUUUUAGAUAUCAUCGUACAAUGAGAAAUACCGAGCAAUUUCCAUAUGGACGGGAAUUGUUAAAAAUUAUCAGAAGGAUCAUAAAGUGUCAUCCAAGCCAAGGUCAACAGUUUGGCACUCAACAUCUUCUUGUUACUUACAAUUGCACAUCUUGGACGCGCCAGGACAAAAUGUUCGCGAUAUUGAAAUUUCAGCAGAGACAAAAUGCCGCGACAUUCUCGCACGCGUUUGUGUUAACUAUACAAAUCUCUUCGUCGGAAGAAAACUCGUCGCGUAAUUUAAGAUGUCCGAUUGUCGGAGACGUUGAAUCGAAUGUUCCUUUGGCUAUUGACGAAGCGGCUAAGUCUGUGAUAUGUAACAAAACAUCUGCAAAAGAGACUGAGACGUGUCAGAGCAAAACAAUAGACCAGAUCUCGCAACAUAAUGAAGUUGAAACCACAUCAGAUGAGGUAUUAGAAACAUCCAAUUCUCGAGAUAAUGUAAAAGACUCUGUAAACGUUAACAAACAUCAAGAUGGGAGUACAACUGCGAUGUAUCUCGUUAACGAGAGUGGCUCAAAAUUGCUUAGUAACGUCAUCGGAAAUAAAUCAGUUAAUUUUGACGUCAGAAACCAGAAAAAAGCCGUAAAACACUCCAUCGAAGAUGCACAAGAACGAUGUUCCAAACGGAAAAAAACGGACGUGAGUAAGGAACAACGUGCUAUAAAUCAAAACUCGAAGUCAUUACAGAAGGAAAGGUCUUGGUUUACAGAAAUAGCAAACGUUACUAGAGAUUCGUCGUCACCUGGACCGAAGCUUAAUGAGAACGCUCGCGCUGUCGAUGCUGAGGAUGAUAAAGAUAAUAAUAAUAAAAAUGUACCGUAUAGAUAUUUUUUUGAGAAAGAUAUCGAAAGUGAGAAACACAACAGGAAAUCGAACACACUCUUGGCCACUGAUCGGUCAGUACAAGAGGAUUUGUCAAUCGAAAGAAAGAAUAACGAAACGUCCAUCGGUAAUGACAAAAUACUCGACUCGAAGUCCGAAGAAAGCAACGGGAAUCACACAUUGGCGAACGGUAAUAAUCAGUCGCAAAGUAAUGCACACCACAAGUCGUGCAGAUCUCGCAAACAAAAAGCCAGGGAAUCCGAGAAGAAGGCCAUACCAGACAAGAUCUUACGCACCUCUAAUAUUACCGACCUGGUAAUGGAGGGUCUGAUGUUUACCAUUCGACAAGAUCAGGACAGCGUGGCCGUCAUCGAGCAGAAGACCAAGUUAGAGGUGGACGAGGUGUUGGAGAAUUCGGAAAAGGCUGAGACGAAGGCCGGAGAAAAGUGUUUGUUGAAUUCAAGCCUGUUGAGACUGGAAAACAUGGUGACGAUGUUCGACUCGCCUCACGAGAAACGCGCACGUCGCAAAACUGGCCACGCCGGCAUUAGCAAUAACGCGUAUUCGAUACCAACGUUGAUCAACUCAUCGUCCGUUUAUCCUAGCACCACUGUAUAUAGUUCAGACGCCAAUUUUUUAGAUAGAAGAAUGAACAGAUCAAAUGUUCCGAUUGUUUACAGCAAACACAACACCGCGAAUGACUCGUGCCGAUGGGAACGUGAUUUCGAGAACAUGAGCGACAUGUAUUCAGUGAGCGGAAGUACAACCGGACGAAGUGACUUAAUGGAAUGGCAGAGUAGCGACAACGAACAAGAUGUAACGAAUAAGACCAGUAACGAGAAAGAGGAAAAGAGAGGAGACGAUGUUACUCCCGAGAGUUUUCAGUCUACAGUGUUUUCGACCGAGGAAACAAUUUUAGAGUCGCAAAACAGAAAUCCACUGAUUGAUACGAACACGGAGGUGACGUACAAGUGUGAUAUAUCGGCCGAAGAUUGCGGUUCUUUGUCGGAUUCAACCAUCAAGACAUCGGCGGAAGAAACGUCGCCAAUUUCGGAGGAGCCUGCCGACAAGUCGCGAGACAGAACAACCAGCGUUCCGAGAAUAAUUUCGAACAAGAUCAUUACCAUCGAUCAGAUGCCAUUUGUAUUGCAGAACGUAGUGCGAAGCGCGCGCAAGACCACGCGUGGAUUUUCUUCAGCCGCGAGCAGCGGCGAGACGUCGCAACGACGUGACAGCACAACGUCUUCAUCAGAAGACGCGAUCUCCAAGGAUUCCUCGUUGAAGAACAAACGUGAGGAUUUGUGCGCGGCGUCUGCCGAGCUCGACGAAACGGAACUCGACGAGUCGUCCGUAACGAUCGACGUUGGCAACGGAAACGCAUCACCGAGAAACAGAAAGGAGAGAAACAACGGGACCCACAGGGGUUCACGCCGACCGUCUUCGAGACAUCAUCACAGCUCGCCGAGAAAGUUGCAGGACAUCACGGAAGAGUUUUAUUACGACUUGCUCGCGCAAAACAAAGACGAUGUCGCUCGUCAGAGACGCCUCAGGCAGAGACGAAAAUGCGCGAGCAACGAUGUUAAAAACGGCAAGGUGCGCAUAGAGAUGUUGAAAUUUAUUCAGGAUAUCACGGAAGGUGCUAGGGUGGUGGUGCGACGAUUGAAUAUAGAAUAAAGCGCGACGACGUUGGUCCAAUUUAGGAAAAUUAAUUUACACCUCGGCAACGCAUCGGCAGUACGAUAUUGAUCGAAAGAUGCGCGUAAAAUUGUUAUACAUAUUUGCAUUAGAUACGUUAUGUGUGUGUGUGUGUGUGUGUGUGUGUGUGUGUGUACGCGCGCGCGCGCGCGCGCGUAUACACAUUUUAUUCAUAAAAAUAAUUCAUUGUAAAUAAAACAAUCGCAACUUUUUCUCCUAUCAUGAUUUUAUCCUUAUAAAUAAUUUGUUAAUAAAAAAAAAACAUUGUUGCUCCGAUGCAAAUUGUAUAUUAAAAUUGAAAUGUA
Messenger RNA from Pseudomyrmex gracilis, 3959 nucleotides. RefSeq lists its product as uncharacterized. Bases 976 to 3633 code for a protein of 885 amino acids. The transcript is spliced from 5 exons. NCBI's taxonomy places the organism in Eukaryota, Metazoa, Arthropoda, Insecta, Hymenoptera, Formicidae. The record is from RefSeq and is a predicted model, not a curated record.